AUGGAACAGUAUCAGCAGUACGCAACACAACUCAAGGAUGAGGAGAAAGAUGACGAGCUCGAUAACUGGAUACCGCUGAAGCAGGAGCAAGACCUCGACGAGCGCGUUCCCACUGUCGUACCCAAAGCCGGAUCAUCUGGCGAGGGCACUCUUACCUCCUAUAGACGAGAGAAUAAGCGCAAUCGAUUUCGAGAGAUCCACCGUUCCACCGGUAAACGAGGACGCAGACAAAGAGACCCCCAGCGACUACCAAAGAGAGUGUACCUAGCAGAGAAAAAACGAAAAGCCGCGGAAAUGAGCCAUCAGCCCGGCAAGAAAGAGAUCCGGGUUUCUCAGAUCCAGCAAGAGCUCUCAGACACCCGCAAGAUGAUAGCAGAACUUAGAGCACGCUCACAAGCGGGUGCACUGAAUACAAAACCUUCGCCUCCUCGUCACGAACCCGAAGCGAUCGCUGUCACGAAGCAAGCGAAUACCAUAGCAGCGAUAAGAGCGGAUAUCACACGGCUGGAGCAAGAACUAAAAGAAGCGUGUCGACAGGGCGAGAACGCCAUACGUGAUGCCCGCGCCGCUGAUAAUAACGACGGCGAUGUUGAAGCGCUGGAGAAAGAGCUUGCGAGGGAGCAAGGGAAGGACAGGGCGAUGGUCAGCAAGCUGCAGAAAGCUCUUGAGAAGGAGCAGGACAGGGGUGGAGAAAUGUUUACUGGCUCGCGCAGUGUUGAUGAGCAGGAGGGUGGUGUGACGGGCUGGCAGGGAUAUCGUGGUGGACAGAGUGGAGGGGUUGUCAAGGUUGAGGAGGAUAAGGGUGAGGAAACGUAUACUGGUUCACGUAGUGUCUGUGAGCAGGAGGUUGGUAUGACAGGCUGGCCAGGAAGUCUUGAUCUACCGAUUAGGCAGCGAGUCAAGGUUGAGGAUGAGGUUAUGGGGUUUGAGAACGAGGAGUAG
Alternaria metachromatica is the source of this 942-nucleotide messenger RNA. RefSeq lists its product as uncharacterized. Bases 1 to 942 code for a protein of 313 amino acids. NCBI's taxonomy places the organism in Eukaryota, Fungi, Ascomycota, Dothideomycetes, Pleosporales, Pleosporaceae. The transcript is spliced from 2 exons. The record is from RefSeq and is a predicted model, not a curated record.